Tripterygium wilfordii is the source of this 1202-nucleotide messenger RNA. RefSeq names its product transcription factor MYB93-like. NCBI's taxonomy places the organism in Eukaryota, Viridiplantae, Streptophyta, Magnoliopsida, Celastrales, Celastraceae. The transcript is spliced from 3 exons. The record is from RefSeq and is a predicted model, not a curated record. The coding region runs from base 123 to 1031 and encodes 302 amino acids.
CCUGUCUCCCCAUAUGUUUUUUGUCUCUUGAUAUGUCAUCCUAAAAAAUUUGAUUCAACCAGAUUGAAGCAGUAUUUAACACACCAACACUCUCAUUACUGUCUCUCCAUCAAUAUUAGGGGAUGUCGACGGAGAAUUACUCCGAAGAGAUGAGCGUGAAGAAGGGGCCGUGGACGCCGGAAGAAGAUCAAAAGCUUGUAGACUACAUUGGAAAAAGUGGCCAUGGAAGUUGGAGUGCACUUCCUAAGCUUGCAGGCCUUAACAGGUGUGGAAAGAGUUGCCGCCUCCGCUGGACUAAUUAUCUCCGGCCUGAUAUAAAGCGCGGGAAAUUCUCCGACGAGGAAGAACACACCAUCAUCAACCUCCAUGGAGCUCUAGGCAACAAGUGGGCAACAAUAGCGACACAUCUUCCGGGGCGUACCGACAACGAAAUCAAGAACUUUUGGAAUACAAAUCUAAGGAAGAAGCUAAUUCAGAUGGGGAUUGAUCCAGUUACACACAGGCCAAGAAUCAGUGAUGAUCAUUAUCUCAACAUUAAUGGUGUUCUUUCUAAUCUACCACAAUUGCUUGCUACGGCUAAAUUGUUGAACAUAUGUAAUGUUCUAAGCACAACUACUCCACCCCUACCACCACCACCUAGUGUGGAACCACUUAACCUACUCAUGAUGACGAAUUCUCAUCACUCUCUUGUUCAUCAAAAUUACUCAAAUUUUCCCAUCUUUGAACCCUAUCAAGGUCUAUCGAUUACGGAUUAUGAUCCGCGGAUGAAGCAACAUGAUGGAUCUUUAUAUGAUCCUUCAAGUAUACUUCCUCCAUUGGUUUCAUCACCAUCAACUGAUCAGUGCUCUACUGUGAAUAAUUGCCAAAUCAACCCAAAUGGGAUUUCUAAUAUUCCUUCAUCAGCUUCGACCAAGUUUGAAGGUUUGGGAGUUUUCAUGGAUGAUAUUGAAGCAAGUGACGAGUCCUACUGGAGGAAUAUUAUUAUGGACCAAGAGUACUCUUCAUCACAGCCAUGGCCGAUCUCCCAUUGACAUAUAUACAUCCUUCUGGUGGACUAUAUAUAUAUAUAUAGUCAAAUCUGUACACAAGAAUUAUUUAUGGGUUUGUUUCCUAUGUAAUUUUUCAAAUAGAGGUGUGAAUAGAUUUAGAGAGAGAAUGUAUUUAAAAGUCACAAGAAGGUAGCCUUGAUUAAGUCUUGUGAA